UAAUAUAUAUUAAUUAUAACAUUCAAAGUUUGGUACUUCUGCAUUAUUUAAAUUUGAGGCUAGUUCAGUCCUGCAAUCUUGCAAAGCGCACAUGGCACGAUCAUCACGUGUCUCGAACAUUACGUUUUUUCACGCAUUCUCGUUGGAGCAGCCUAGUUAACGGUAUUAAUAUUGUGUCAGUUAAAAAAACAUUGUUAGUAAAGUUGAUCUAAUAAGUUGUCAUGAUUGUGUUUAGUUGAACCUGUAUUUUAUAUUAUAUAAUAACCAGGAUUUUCUACUUACACGAAUAUUUUCCUACAGACGCUGCAAUUUUUUACAAAAAUGAAACCUCAAUUUGGAUCAUGGGACUAUGUGGUUAUUGCUAUCGUACUUGCCAUUUCUUCUGCAAUUGGUAUAUAUUACAGAUUUACAGGCGGCAAACAGAAAACGACAAAAGAAUAUUUGCUGGCAGAUAAAAAUAUGUCAGUAGGCCCUGUGGCCUUUUCCUUGAUGGCAUCUUUUAUGUCCGCAAUAACUUUACUGGGCGUAUCCAGCGAGAAUUACACGUACGGGGUGCAGUUUAUCGUUAUUAAUUUAUCGUAUGGACUUUUUACACCUGUGGCUGCUUAUCUUUAUCUACCAGUAUUUUUCAAAUUACAGGCCACUAGUGCGUAUGAGUAUUUAGAACUGAGAUUUGGAAAGACCGCAAGGUUAGCAGCUUCUCUGUCCUACACUCUUCAGAUGACCCUGUACAUGGGUAUUGUACUGUACGCACCUGCGUUGGUGCUUGAAGCGCUUACGGGUAUAUCCAAAGUUACCGCUAUAUUAUCAGUAGGAAUAGUUUGUACGUUUUAUUCGACAAUAGGAGGAAUGAAGGCAGUACUGAUAACAGACGUUUUUCAGUCGUUACUUAUGUUUGCAGCUGUAUUCAGCGUCAUAAUAUACGCUUGGGUAGACAAGGGAAGUUUAAUAGAAAUUUGGAAAAUAGCUGCUAUGGGAAAUCGAACAGAUCUUCUUAAUUUUAACCCCGAUCCCACUGUUCGACAUAGUUGGUUCUCGUUACUAAUCGGAGGAGGCAUCACUUUCUUAUCGCUCUACGGUGUCAAUCAGACGCAAGUUCAAAGGUAUUUGACUAUAAAAGAUUUGAAAAGAGCUCAACAGGCGUUGUGGUUAAACUGGCCCAUAUUAACGGCGCUGAGUUUAUGUACAUCUUUUUCGGGUUUGGCGAUUUAUUCCAGAUAUUCCGAAUGCGAUCCAGUCGUUUCCAAGCAAAUUAAUACAGCAGAUCAGUUGAUGCCUUAUUACGUGAUUGAAACUAUGGGAAAUAUACCGGGGCUGACUGGAUUAUUUGUUGCCGGAAUAUUUAGUGCUUCAUUAUCAACGAUAUCUGCAGCUCUAAACAGCUUAGCUGCCAUAGCUAUUGAAGACUAUAUUAAGCCUCUAUAUUUCCUGUCGACGAAGAGGAAAUUAUCAGAAAACUCAGCUACCGUCCAGACAAAAGUCAUUUCUUUAAUAUUCGGCGGAGUUUGUUUGGCUGUAGCUUUCCUUGCUCAAUUUUUGGGCGGCCUUCUUCAGGCUUCUUUAACCAUAUUCGGCGUCGUUGGUGGACCUUUAUUAGGAUUAUUCACAUUAGGGAUGUUUACAACUGUAGCAAAUGAACCGGGAUCUGUAACCGGCUUGGUAUGCGGAGUUGGAUUUGCUGUUUGGGUCGCUGUAGGAAGUAAACCUCCAGUUCCUCUUCCAACAAGUAUCGAAGGCUGUGAAAAACUGUUCAACGUUAUCGUUAACACCACUUCUAGUGCUGCAUCUAGUCAACCAGAAAAGUCGUAUUUAUGGAUUCACAGAGUUUCGUACCUCUAUAACGGAGUGUUUGGGAUUCUCAUCACGCUAAUUGUUGGAAUUAUCGUCAGUUACGCAAUCAAUAAGUUUUCUAAAAAACCGCAACGAACUUACGAUCCGAAUUUGUUCGUGCCGCCGUUGGCGAAGAGGUUGAGAGAAAAAUGGGGCGAUUCUAUUCAUUUGAAUUCCAUAGUAGCGGGCGUGUCGUCGGAGAAUUUAAAAAUGGAAAAAAAUGAUAACGGGUUUUCGUAAUAGUGAUAUGUUUUUUACUUAAUAUACGCUAUAUUAGAGAAAUCAUAAUUUGUGUUCCAAUUACAAACGAUAGUUACAAAAAUAGAGGUUAUAGAUAUUCAUUGACAUUUUAUAUCUAUAAUUUUCACCUAUUUUUUACGUCUUUCAAACAAUAUUAAAAAAAAAACUAAAAACGUCAAUUACAAUGACAAAAUGGUUUGUUUUUGUGUGGUUUUUGUAACGCAAAUUACGUCACAAUAAUAUAGCGUAUUAUCAGUUCCUUUUUAAUAGUUUUUAUAUUAUAUACAGGGUGACCUAAAAGAAAAAGUUCCAGAUGAUAAUUUUUGAUUUAAUAUUGACGAGACAUGAAAUGUGAGAAGUUUGAAACGAAGAAAAUUUGAAUGCGUAUGUUACAAAAUAAUGGAAAUAAUUUAUGUUUUCGAUAAUUCAGCUGCUAAAUUUGUAGAAAAUUGAAAAUAUAAGUAGGUACUUAUUAUAUUCCAUAGGACCUUUCAACAAAAAGUCCUGUUUUUUAUUAAAAUGUUGUUUAUAUGAAAUGAAAUACAAAUCUCUUUGAUUUCACCACGUUGCGAAAUUUUUAUUUUUGUUUCACACAAGGUGAAGUCAAAAGAUCCCUGCUGGCAAACAUAACCUCACAAAAAUAGGAUUUUUUUGCUGAAAGGUCUAUUUAUUUUAUAUUAAAUUUUAGAUAAUUUUUAUUUAUUUGUAUUUAAAAUGUUACUUAUUGAUUGUUGAAGGUUAAAAUUUUAUUAGCUAAGUUUUCGUGAAUUUAAGAAUGUUACACAAAUUAAUAUACCAAAAUAAAAUAUUCUAUUUACGAUUUUCAUAUGAAACAUAAACAAUAGAAAGUUUAUUUAUUUCUGAAUGAAAAUCUUUCAUUGUAAUUCGUUAUAUAUUUUUAAAUACCUUAUUUUAAUAAAAAAAAACAGCCUUUUUUUGUUAAAAUUUUCAUUCAAAUAAUUGUAAUAGUUAUUUGCGUAUCAAAGUCGUAAAGUUACUGACCGGAUCAGAAAUGUACAGUCUACGGCAAAAGCAAUAUUCGGUUAGGUAAAAAAAGUCACGAGUCUGAGCCGACUGUCUUAUCAAGUAGGUCUUAUUUUUUUACAUUUUUGUUCUUUAAAUGAGACUUAAAUGCAAGAAUAGUUUCAAAUUUUUAUUUUGUAAAGUGACUUUUUGGAUUUUGCGGUCAUAUUGUAGUACACAUUACGCUCUAUGCAAUGGUACCAAUAUCUCGAUUACCUCCGGUUUUAGAAUUUCCAAAAUAUUAGUUUUCAAUUCACUAACAAUUCAGCUUGUGACACUUUAGUCCCCUACAUAAUUCAUUUCUAGAGCAGUUUUGUUACAAAUAGCACCAUACUAUUAUCCAGUUCUGACCUACAGAUACAAAUAUUUUUUUAGACUAUCGAGGUAGAUAUGUGCCUUUGUUUUAUUGAAAUAUAGUUUAAUAAACAAAUAUUUUAAAAUGAAAAACACUUGUUAGGCAUUUAAUAAUGUUGCAAUAACAAUUUAGAUAAAUAUACAAACACAAAAUGUACCCUAGACAAUAAACAUAGGUAAAUCACGAUCACGUUUUAAUUAAGAUGUACGCAGUUAUUAUAAAAAUCAACGGUUUUUUGUUAAUUUUCUUUGUUACUUCACUGUCUAAUUCAUUACACUUUUUUUCGCAUCACUGUAGCUACAUCCUCAAUUUCAUAUUAUUGGUGGCCUAAUUAUAUAAUUCAUGAUUUUUUAAUAUGACCAUGGCUACGAAAGAUCUUCUAUUUCAGAUACAUAGUAAUAACUAAAUAAACUAGUCACAACGAAAUAGGUAACACUUAUUUAAAUUGUUAUAACUCCAAAAAGAGAGGAGAUACCUUAAAUUUUGUGUUCUUAUAGUUUAGGUAUGUGUCUUUAAGAGUGUGCAAGUUUUAAUUUUUAAACAUUAUCGUACAUUUAAUAAAGUUAAAAAUAAAGCAAAUUGAUAACAACACUUGUUUAUUAAUAUCAAAAAAUUUCUAAAUAAACAAAAACUAAUAAUGUGUAUGCCCUCCUCUGGCUCUUAAAACUUCGACACAACGUCUAGGCAUAGGUUCUAUUAGUUGACGAAUCGUUCCUUGAGGAAUAUUAUUCCAUUCCUCCUGAAGUUGUACUGCUAACACCUGUAGAUUAUUUGGCUGUUCUCGAUCCCGCAAUCUUCCCAUGAUGCUCCAAAGAUGUUCAAUAGGGUUUAAGUCAGGACUGUUGGCUGGCCACUUCAUUACAGUAAGAUUUUCCUCUUCAAUAAAGUUUUGAACAAUUCUUGCAGUGUGAGGCCUUGCAUUUUCUUGUUGUAAAACAAAAUUAGGGCCUUCUAGAUGAGCCAGUAGAACGACAGUAGGUGCUAAUAUCUCAUCGUUAUAACGCCUAGCUGUUAGAGUGCCAUUUUCAAAAAUAUGUAAGCGUGUACGCCCGUUCAAUUGAAUACCUCCCCAAACCAUUACAGAACCACCGCCAAAAGCUCUUACUUCUCUUACAUUGCAAUCCAAAAAUCGUUCACCACGGCGUCUUAGACUCUCACGUCCAUCGUUGGAGUAAAGGCAAAAU
Psylliodes chrysocephalus is the source of this 4632-nucleotide messenger RNA. Lineage: Eukaryota; Metazoa; Arthropoda; Insecta; Coleoptera; Chrysomelidae. The record is from the annotation of a GenBank genome assembly.